Loxodonta africana (African savanna elephant) is the source of this 1260-nucleotide messenger RNA. RefSeq names its product nucleolar protein 4. NCBI's taxonomy places the organism in Eukaryota, Metazoa, Chordata, Mammalia, Proboscidea, Elephantidae. The record is from RefSeq and is a predicted model, not a curated record. Bases 46 to 933 code for a protein of 295 amino acids. The transcript is spliced from 5 exons.
GUUAAAAACAAAGCACAAAAUUUGUAAUACGGGGCGGAAAACUUAAUGCCUAAAUCGCGCCUUUCUUUUCAGUCGCCCGCGCAUAGUUACUCAAGCUACGACUCGGGCAAAAACGAGAGUGUAGACAGAGGUGCUGAGGACCUGUCACUGAACAGGGGAGAUGAGGACGAAGACGACCAUGACGACCAUGAGGAUUCUGAGAAAGUGAACGAGACAGACGGAGUGGAAGCUGAGCGGCUGAAAGCUUUUAAUAUGUUUGUCAGGCUGUUUGUAGAUGAAAACUUGGACCGAAUGGUCCCAAUCUCUAAGCAGCCCAAAGAAAAGAUCCAGGCUAUCAUUGACUCAUGCAGGCGACAAUUCCCUGAGUAUCAAGAGCGUGCCAGAAAACGUAUACGUACUUACCUCAAGUCCUGCAGGCGGAUGAAAAGAAGUGGUUUUGAGAUGUCUCGACCUAUUCCUUCCCACCUUACUUCAGCAGUUGCAGAGAGUAUCUUGGCUUCAGCCUGUGAGAGCGAGAGUAGAAAUGCCGCCAAGCGGAUGCGCCUGGACAGACAACAGGACGAGUCUGCUCCAGCUGACAAACAGUGUAAGCCAGAGGCAGCCCAGGCCGCUUACUCGACAUCAACUGUUUCAGGCUCACAGGAGGUGUUGUACAUCAAUGGAAACGGGACCUACAGUUACCAUAGUUACAGAGGGCUAGGAGGGGGACUGCUAAAUCUGAAUGAUGCUGCCAGUAGUGGACCCACUGAUCUCAGCAUGAAGAGGCAGUUGGCAGCUAGCUCAGGAUCGUCCAGCAGUUCAAGCUCCAGACCCCAGUUGAGUCCAACUGAAAUCAAUGCCGUGAGACAGCUCGUUGCCGGGUAUCGAGAAUCAGCUGCAUUUUUAUUGCGUUCUGCAGAUGAACUGGAAAAUCUUAUUUUACAACAGAACUGAGUCAGAUGACGACCAUAUUCACUGAGGUCAAAAUUUGCAGUUUCCACUAAUGACGUUUUGAUUUCCCAGCAGAGAUGCCUCUGGUCUUACUGCACAGUCUUUUAAGAGAAAUCCUUCCAUUAUGCCACAUUGUCCUUGAUCCAUAAAGUGAUGUGUUAAGGUGCUUCAAAGGAACUCUGGCCUCUGAAGUACUUGAGAUACUUUAACAUAUCCAGCCUAUUGCUUUUUGUUUUAAUAUGUCAGCAUAAAUACUGGGGUCAAAAAAGGCUGUUUAUUCUUAAUCCAAGGAUAAAACAGAAGAAGCUUGUGGUAUAUUUUUUAAAAAAG